AUGAAACGCGGCACAAAAAUUUGCGUCGGCUGCAAUAUUCUGUGCGCGGUUUGUGUGCUUCUCGUCGUCGCCGCCGUCGUCGGCACCUUCAUUUUAUUCGUACAGCAUCAUUCGAAGGAGAAGGUGAUUUGCACGAGGCACGAGGCGAUUGUCGCCGAACGGUGUGUUCAGCUCGAUUCUGAAUUGGGCGCCUCGAUUGCCGAGAUCAACGCGACCGACACAAUUCUAUUGCCGCCGUCGAACUAUAGCAAAAUUCACGGGCUCUGCGAGCAAGUCGAGGAGUGCGCCCGUCAAAUUCAUUGCAAAGAGAUUCGACGCGCAUUUUUCGAGAUGACCGUCUGCAGUUUUGUGCAUUUUUACGUCACCGAGUUUGCAGAAUGCGCGAAUAAGCUAAUCGCGAAAAAAGACGACGUUCAAUGCCUCGGCGAGCUCUUCAAUCCGAAAGAAAAAACAAUCGAUGAGAUGUGUGUAAGCUGGCGAAAAGUGACGCCGUGUGUGAAAGCAGCGAUCCGCGAGAACUGCAACGACCGUCUCGGCAUUCUCCAGAUGAGAUAUGAGAACCAAGCGCGAAAAGGCGACGCGGUCUUCUGCGAGGAUCAAGUUGCUUCAGCUCCACUCCACUGA
Caenorhabditis bovis is the source of this 624-nucleotide messenger RNA. NCBI's taxonomy places the organism in Eukaryota, Metazoa, Nematoda, Chromadorea, Rhabditida, Rhabditidae. The record is from the annotation of a GenBank genome assembly.